Gregarina niphandrodes is the source of this 567-nucleotide messenger RNA. RefSeq lists its product as hypothetical. The record is from RefSeq and is a predicted model, not a curated record. The transcript has a single exon. Bases 1 to 567 code for a protein of 188 amino acids. Lineage: Eukaryota; Apicomplexa; Conoidasida; Eugregarinorida; Gregarinidae.
AUGUCCUGUCUGAUGGACGGGCCUCCUCCAGAUAUGGGUGGCGUGAUUGAGGAGCAGGAGCGACCGGGGCCGUCGACUUCGCGGCGGUCGUCAGCGAAGCUGGAGGAGAAGGAAACGACGACGACUACGGGAAGUUCCCUGGCGACGCCGCCGCGGGUGGAUGCUGGUGAUGAGCUGGGUGAAUUCGUGCCCUGGAUGGAGCGCCAGGUAGCUGGCGAGUGUGAAAACCAGCCAUCCUGUAACCAACUGCCCGGCUCGAACCAGGGCGUGCCGGGUUCCAACCUGCCGGGCCAAACCGCUUGGUGGUGCUACUGUUGCUCCAGCCGCGUCGCGGACGGACCACCCGGUGACCACUUCUGCUACAACCGUCUCGAUGACGGUGGCGUCAUCUGCAAUUACUGUGGCAAGGUCACCAAUCGCAUGCCCGACCUCCGCGUUCACUUCCGCAAAAUCGUCUACUGCAGACGAGUUCGCAAAAUCGUCAAAAGACACUACCGAGACUACCGAAAACAACUUGUUGCCACUGCCGAAGCCACGGCCAAUACUGAACCCAACCUCCAAUCCUAG